Dermacentor andersoni is the source of this 4462-nucleotide messenger RNA. RefSeq lists its product as uncharacterized. The record is from RefSeq and is a predicted model, not a curated record. NCBI's taxonomy places the organism in Eukaryota, Metazoa, Arthropoda, Arachnida, Ixodida, Ixodidae.
UUGCAAUCGGCGCUCUCCGUUGCGGCGACACCUUCUCGUGGAGAAUUACGGGCUCUCACUCUGAAUGCUGACGCCGGUGUGGUUCAUCCUGGUGGCGAUCGCCAUUCCCUGUCAGGCGUACCUGGACGACCGGGUGCUCCUUGACCAGCACUGGACCGGAUUCAGUCCCACGGUCGGCGCCGCGAGGAGGGAGGAGUCCAAGAUACCCAUACAGGAUCGCCGACACGCAUCCGCUCGACUAAGUGUCAACGAACCCGACAAACGUUCUGCGGGCUUUCACCUGCGCAGUGCCGAGACGGGGCCACUGAUGGUACGAGAUAUGCACUCUACCACAAUACGUAACGCAGAGACUUCCCUCCGAUUUCGCAGCGACAACGUGAGAAAGCCUCAAGUUGCGGAGCGAAGCAUCCGCCACGUUCUGUCCGACCUCGAAAGGAUCAGCAGACGAGAAAGGCUUAAUGACGCAAGUGUACGUGGAGGCCGCACCGACAGAGAUGCCUCCAGAACGUUAUGUUUACCGAAGCAAGAACGCGAAAUCGGGGAUAGGACAAUCCACAGCACGAACGGAAAAGUAUCGCACAGGACGGACGACAAGCGGCGGAGAACCACUGCGGAGGCACCAACGUGGGUGAAGGGAGAUUCGAGGAGAAGGGUCAGGUCUGCCCAUCGCGAUCUUGUUCUUUCAGACAGCCGACUGACACCCAGUCGCAGGAGCCACUGCGACGCUGGCGCGUCAGUCAUUCGUCAGAGGAAUUCUGUGGAGCGUAUCGGACAUCGGAAGCCAAUGGACCGGCGGGCGCCGAGCGUAGAACGGCCCUCAGGACUCACCGAAACAGGGGCUCAAGGCCGCGAGCUAGACACAAGGCGUGAGGUGCGUCAUAAGCAAGAUGAAAAGAACUACGCGUCAAGAAUUAUCGCAGUGCGUCCAGCCUCAAGACGCCAAACACACGGCAAAAUGAACCGCAACCACCACAUUCAUGACGCCAUGUACCAAAGCCGCCUGGUCGUGGACCAACGUAACAAUCUGCACGGCUUAGCGAAAAAAAAUUCUUUCCGAUCGAAAGCGCUGUCUUCCAGAAACUUAGCUACAGGGCGUCAUCGAAUGACUGAGAGGAGACGCAGCACCAUGCUACCAUUACAAGCCAGCACAGAGAGUGAUAGAACAGACGAUGGCCCUCACAACGAAAGGGUGUCAAGAGCAUUAUCUGGGCUUCCAAAACAUGAGGUAAUGCCGCCUAGAAUGAUAUCGACCGUACGAACACAGAAUCAUAGAGUAGACGGAGACGUGACCCGGAACGUGCGACAUACUGGACGUACUGAAACAAGGACGAGCGAACUUCGUUCUUCUUUUCGCGACACCAGAAAUCGCGAAGUAAGACGUAGUCGCGUAAGCAAACGCUACGCCGUUGGUGCUACGGACGAGCGCAGACCAGCUCGCUAUUUAGUCGAACGUGCACUGCCAAACAUGCAAGAGAAACGCCGAGAAAGGCACGACAACUAUUUACCUCUUCUCGAAAGGGUGCGGCCUUCAAACGGGAAGGAAAUUAUGCUGGAAACACGGCACGACCGUAGUUUUGGGUCACACGACAGCGAACGUACCAGUUACAUUCUGGACAAAAGCUUCGCGGGCCCAGUACAGCAUAAGAGUGCACGAAGCGUCAGUGCAGUGCGCAGACAGCUGGGUGUCGAUCACGAAAGGUUUGACCGGACGAGCACAAGAGAGACAUCAAUCCAAGUCUACCGCGCCAGAUGCGAAAUCUGUAAUGACAACGUUGCUUCGUCUCGCAGUGUUGAACAUGGCCGCCGGAUCCCUACGCCUGUGGACUCUUCGGCAAGGAAUACAAAUCGAAGCGGCAACGAGGUUGUUCUUGGGAAAAGCAUCAUUGGAGAAGGCAGGCCAAAUGCGCGUGAGAGUGUCGCACAACGUUUGCAGUAUGUAGAGCAUGUCGUGAGGCACCGAGAACUUCGCCACGACAGCAGCGACGAGCAAAUGCGCUUUGUCGACUCUCGUGAAAGAAUUGUAGCAGACACCAGACGGACCAAUGGUGAAACCCGGUUAGCUUUCGCGAAAAUGCAAAAUGCUAGACAGGUUCGCGAAGACUUCGGUUACAAGGCAUCGCGAAGGUCUACAGACGAGCACAGCCGUCUAAAGACGAACCGCAACGACGCCGUGUUCGACACAACGAGAUCGAUACGGACCAACAAGGAAGCAGGGGAUAAUAGCGGUCAGCGCCCAGAAGAUGCGCGGUCAUCUCGCAUCAGAACGGACCGAUACAUUUUCGAAAGAAGGCAAAGUGACAAGGGGCACAUCGAGGACACUGUAUCCAACGUUCGCCGUGACAUGCCCACCACACUUCUUAAAACAGCGCCACAUUCAUCAAGAAGGUUCCAGAACGUUCGUCUGGCAGACUUUAUUGUACAGGAGGAACUAAACUACCCUGAAAAUCACCAGGAGAGCACGCUGUAUUGGGGUGAACUUGCGUCAAGCUAUUUCAGGUCAGACGGCAGCCUGCUCGAGACGGUCCUGACUGUUGGCGUGGUUGCCUUGAUGACCAUGUCGCCAAAAAGGAAGCUCGUGGACUGAUCACAGCUGGAAAGCAAACAUACGCAGUACGCUCCUCGCCGAACCAUUGGGACCCCUCCUGCCGCACUCCCUGCUUUUUUCAGACUUUACAACACAGAUGAUUUCUUUUAUAGUGAUUCGGUCGGCAAUGCUAUGUACAGCUUGGAUGUAUGCCGUAUAAAAUGAACAAAAGAAUGCUUAUUAAUUUCCGCGACCUGUGGCGGCGCUCCUACAGCGGCCAUCUGGAACAAGCAGUCAGUUCAACCCCCAGGUUGCUCCUCUGUUCCAUUAAGUGGUCUGUGUAGUGUUCCUGUAUACCUCCCAUACAGUAACUCCAAAAUGCGCAUAUUAAAAUAAGCUAUUGCCUAGUUAUUUUAGGAGGGACCAUGGUCCUGUCAGACCGAACGAAAAAAAGUUAAUGUGUGCUACAGCACUUGCCAAAACAGCAGCUGGCUAGCGUGUUAGCAAGAAGCGCUCUAAACUCGCAGAACGUAUACAUAACCAUCCACUCCCUGAAAUAUUAUGCCCUAGUGACGUAGAAACACCAUAUGAAAAUAAGCACGUGGAAGGCGCUUACUUCACGUUUAUAUGCGCGCCCUUCCAACCCUUUUCCAUGACCCCUUCCCCCCCCCCCCCCCCGCCACCAUAUCGCCAUGUGUGAGGAUCACCCUUUCACGUGGAGGAAGGGCGUUCCUCCAUGCCCUCACAUGUAAUUGUUCAUACGCAAAUUCAACCGCUUACCCCUAAACAUCUGCAUUACUUGGUGUCCAAAAGCUAUACAACUAAAGAUCUAAUGCCCAAACAGUCCCGCUACUUUUUCCUAAGCCGAAUGCCCAUGCAAAAUAGUCAAGACGACUGCACUUUCCUCAAACCACAUGGGCUUCCCAAGUAAAUUACGUGGCCAAGGUGUGCUUGACUAGGUUCUUUUUAUAUCACUGCAUGAUGGCAUUGAGAUGCUUGCCCCUUAUCAACAUGCCUGGUUCAGGGACCACAACGUGAUUAUUAUACUCAACCAUAUCUGUUCGUUUCUAAACAAAAAAGGAACUUUGAUGUGCUGCCUAGCUUAUGCAGCCCGAUUUUUUAAAAAUCGCUUUAACGAACGGACCAACCAUCUUAUUAACAGUAUAUCACUGAUCAGCUCUUUAAUUAGUGAUCUUAAAGAAUAUAUUUACGUAGGUUACUUCAGGCCUGUCAUUUUCCAAGGCCGUUCCAUUUGAAAAAUUUUCAUACGCGAUUGUGGGUCAACAUGUCCGCCGCUAAGAUUUCAGGCCCAGCAUACGUACAUCGUUUUGUAAAACCGCACGUCAAGCCCCUGGGGCGGUGGCUUGACGUAGGCGGAUGACGAUGCAACCGUCAAUUAACUCGAGCAAGGGUAUUACGGAUACGAAAUUCUGACAACGGAUAUUCCGAUGCACAAUUGCGUAACAACAAACUUUUAAUGAAGAUGACCUUGGAAAGUGGAAUGCUUUUAUAGCGCAAUAUAAAUAUAUGUCCUAAAAUUUAUCUACAUUACAGUCUCUGUUAAAGUGAACGCCAAAUUAUUGCGAAAAUAAUGUCAACCUUUAAAUAAUUCUGCGUGGAAAUAGAUUUUUUAUUAUUAUAAUUAUUUGCUCGAAUAUAAAAAUGCGUAUAAAUGUAUGAAUGCGUUUUACCAAAAAUUUACCAAAAAUUUAUCACACAAGGCAUAUCGCCAUACUGAAGAGAAUACAGAAUACGCGGCUAGUCUUAAUUGAGAUGCAGGUGCUGCAUAAAAUACAAGUGACCAAAAAUGGUUUCUCGUCCGAGUCACAUGGCAUUGCCGACCGCUUACAACUGCAAUUUUGUACGCCUGCUGUUAUAUGUUCUCUACAAAUGCUUGACCUCAGAAAGUUGAAAUAAAUAUACGGUUGCAUUGCAUAA